This is a messenger RNA of Bufo gargarizans (Asiatic toad), 1384 nucleotides long. It is a transcript of the gene LRP2BP, whose product is annotated as LRP2 binding protein. Bases 205 to 1230 code for a protein of 341 amino acids. The transcript is spliced from 9 exons. Gene Ontology annotation, molecular function: protein binding. Lineage: Eukaryota; Metazoa; Chordata; Amphibia; Anura; Bufonidae. The record is from RefSeq and is a predicted model, not a curated record.
GGCGACAGUUACCACGGAGACCAAACAGCGGUCAUGUGAGUUACGUUGGCCGUACACCCCCCGGUGAGUGUGUCCUGUGGCCCGGGGCCCCGCAUUGUCAUCUCUGGAGAAGGUGUAGGUGAAGAAUAAGGCAGCUUGUACUCCGCGUGCUAUGAAAUCUCAGUAAAUCGUCACACCGGCCCACCGAUUACUGCUGGCUGCAGAAUGAAGAAACUGAACUCGGAGCCUUUGCCCAAGAGAAGAGAAGAUGACAUCUUGUAUAGUGUCUGCCAGAUGCCUGGUUUUCCUCAGGAUGUACAAGGCCAUAGUCGUGCUGGUUUACUAGAAACUACUGAGCAGUAUCUAAAGGACAGGAUUGAAAAAGGAGACAAACAGGCCCGCUUCCUUCUGGGACAGCUCUGCUUUGAGGAGGGCUGGUAUGAAGAUGCAUUAUUUCACUUUGAAAAAGUCAAAGAUGAGGAUUAUCAGGCUUUAUACCAAGCAGGAGUAAUGUAUUAUGAUGGUCUAGGAACUCAAGAAGAUCAAAGGAGAGGAGUGGAGUUCAUGAAGAGGAUCAUCAGCUCCAGCAGCCACCGAGCCAAGCACCUGAAAUAUGCAGCUGCGUACAAUCUAGGGCGAGCGUGUUAUGAAGGCUGCGGGAUGCGUCACUCUGACGAAGAAGCAGAGAGAUGGUGGCUGAUCGCUGCAGAUAAUGGAAACCCCAAAGCCAGCAUGAAAGCCCAGACUGUCCUAGGAAUGUUCUACUCCCGACCUCCCAACAAGCAUCUGCAAAAGGCUUUCUUCUGGCAUUCAGAGGCUUGUGGUAAUGGCAGCGUGGAGUCGCAGGGAGCCCUCGGUGUGAUGUAUUUGUAUGGCCUGGGAAUACAGCGGAAUCUGAACUCUGCACUGGAGUGCCUGAAGGAAGCAGCGGAACGUGGAAGCGUGUAUGCACAGGGGCACCUGGUCAGCUACUACUACAGCAGGAAGCUGUAUACAAAGGCAGCUGAGCUAGCCAAGAAGAUUAUACAAUAUGAUAAGGUUGACCUUCUAGAAAAUGCAGAAGAUUGUCUUCCUGUGUACAUCGCCAAAGGAAUUGCUAUGGCCAACUUCUACCUAGCUAGGUGUCUCCAUCUUGGUUUGGGCAUAAAGACCGACACAGCUGCAGCAAAACAAUACUACAGAAAGGCGUCCUGUGUUGAUGCAGAGGUAACCAGUGAUCUCCAGUGUGAUGUAAUAUACGGAAAGUUAUAGCAGUGAGUUUCUCUAGCGCUUCAGACUGACUUAUCUCUUCACAUUCAUCAGCGUGGACUACAGUCACAUCACCAUCCUGCACAUUAGACGCAAGAUCUUUUGUCAAGCCACAAUGAUUUGUGAACAAUAUUAAAUGCACACACUGAGUAACGCG